Molecule: messenger RNA, 1245 nt
Organism: Rotaria socialis
Lineage: Eukaryota; Metazoa; Rotifera; Eurotatoria; Philodinida; Philodinidae
Source: the annotation of a GenBank genome assembly
AUGAAUACAACAAUAAUAUCAUUAGCAAUCGAAAACUAUGAUUUAUUUAAUAAAUAUAUGCGCUACACAAAUUUCCUUUUAUCAUGUACAGGUCUUAUAUUCAAUUUAUUACUAGUAAUCAUAUUUUUUUUGAUUGGUCGUCGUCAAUGUGCAACAUAUUUUCUAUUAAUUUUAAUGGCAAUUAGUGAUUGCCUAUAUUGUACAAUUUAUGUGAGUAUUAUUUUAACAGUUGAUCAAUAUAUUAAUAUUAUAAAUCAUCAAAUAAUAUGUCCACUAUCAUUUUUUUUAACACCAUUUACAUUUACUGGAUCAACUUUAUUACUUUUCAUAUGUCUGCUACAUUUAAUAACAAAUUACGUACGCAAAUAUGAUACUAUAUUAGGUCAACUAGGAGGACGUUUAUCAGUUGUAUUUGUACUGGCAUUUAUUAUAAUUCGAAGUGUGCUGGGCUCAACAUCUAUUGAAUUAGUCGUACCGGAUCCGGACAUGCCUCAUAUACAGUUCUGCACGAUUGAUAUGAAUACUCCAUCAAUCGUUGCAACAAUCCAAAAAAUGAAUCAUAUUUUUGCCGAAGUAACUGAUAUAUUUAUUUAUAUUAGUUGGAUUAUUAUUUUAUUACUAUAUUGUAUAAAUGUAAUUCGCCGUAAAAUAUAUCAUACCAGUAAUCAUACAGAUCCUUCGUCAUUAAUGGGCAAACCACUUUCGUAUACAUCAUCAAUGAUAUUUAAUAAUAUUAAUAACAAUAGUGUUCACAAUGUACAAAAUAUUGUAACAAUUCAUACAGAAUCUGUCGAUAUGUUAACUCUAAGUAAUCAAACAGCAACAUCAACUACAGUAAUAAGUAAUAAACAAAGACAUAAUGAUAUAUCAUUGAUCAUUCUCUCAAUUAGUUUGACUUCUGUUAUAUUAUAUUUACCAAUAAUGGUGAGUAAAUACGUAACAAUGUAUCAAGUUCUUCGUAAUAAAACAACACCAGACGAUCGAUAUUCGAUUUUUUUACAAUUAUUUCAACAUACAGCACAUUUACUUUGUUUAUCAAUAAGAUUUAUACCGUAUCUUUUAUUUGAUAAACGUAUCAAUUUUUUUAUCAGUCAAAUGAUUGGAAUGAAAUGCAUGAAAAUUGAACGAGAAAAAACAUUAUCAAGAAGACAGAAAUAUAGAUCAAAAUAUAAAUACAUUUGGCAUUGCCAAUGUCAUCGGCGGCAACAAAUAUUAGAAUGUGUUAAUAAUAACGAUAGAAUAUAA